Nicotiana attenuata is the source of this 657-nucleotide messenger RNA. RefSeq lists its product as uncharacterized. The record is from RefSeq and is a predicted model, not a curated record. The coding region runs from base 1 to 657 and encodes 218 amino acids. The transcript is spliced from 2 exons. NCBI's taxonomy places the organism in Eukaryota, Viridiplantae, Streptophyta, Magnoliopsida, Solanales, Solanaceae.
AUGUCUCAAAGGAAGUAUGCCUUGGAGAUGAUCUCAGAGGCUGGACUCUCUGGUUCAAAGCCCAAGAAGACUCCAAUGGAACAAAAUUUGAAGCUCGCAAGCACAAAGUUGGAUAAGAUAGUAAAUGAGAAUGUUGAUGACACUAUCUUGGAAGACAAAAGUCUUUUUCAAAGGCUAGUUGGAAAGCUUUUGUACUUGACAAUCACAAGACCUGAUAUUGCAUAUGUUGUACAAAGUCUAAGCCAAUUCAUGCAUGCACCCAAGAAGUCUCACUAUGAGGCUACAUUACAUGUUGUGAGAUAUCUCAAGGAUCAGCCUGGACUUGGUCUUCUCAUGUCAAGCAACAGUACAGAAAAGGUUCAGGGAUUCUAUGAUUCAAACUGGGCAUCAUGUCCCAUGUCUAGGAAGUCCAUUACAGGGUUCUGUAUCAAGUUGGGAAGUUCCCUCAUUUUGUGGAAGGCAAAGAAGCAUACUACCAUCUCAAGGAGCUCAGCUGAAGCUGAAUACAGGAGCAUGGCACACAGUGGCAGAAUUGACAUGGUUCAAUGCAAUUGCUUGACUAUGGCAGACGUAGGGCCUCAUUUUGACAGUGCCAUGAUCACGACUGCCCUGCCCUGGCCCAGGAUCACAAUAGGGAGGAGUUUGAUGCGAUUGUGA